Molecule: messenger RNA, 3053 nt
Organism: Thunnus maccoyii (southern bluefin tuna)
Lineage: Eukaryota; Metazoa; Chordata; Actinopteri; Scombriformes; Scombridae
Gene: vimr2
Product: vimentin-related 2
Exons: 10
Coding region: 461-1612 (383 amino acids)
Biological process (GO): skeletal muscle organ development
Cellular component (GO): Z disc; cell-cell junction; sarcolemma
Source: RefSeq, a predicted model, not a curated record
UGUCUUCAGUUUUUGUCACUUUUGUUCAUAAAUUUAAAAGGUACGUUUGAAAAAGGUACACAAGAAAACACUUGCACCUGUUUUCAACUUUUCUGAUUUUUUUUUUUUUUUUUUUUUUUUUUUUUUUGGUACUUUUAAUUUAUUUAACAGAAAUAAAAUGUCUAAAGUUGUUUCGUGUUCUAAUUCAACACCUCCUGUUGAAAUAUGCUGUGUGGAAAUCCUGCUGGCAGAUUAUAAAAAGAAAACACAACUGCAGAAUGGAUUUUGAGGCUCAUUCUUCAGGUAAAUGUGAAAUCGUUACUGGCUGAUGUUCACGUUAUAGUUAGUCUCCUCAGUGGCCGACGAGAGAUCUUUCACCACUGUGCUACAUUCUCAUGCGCUGCAAAUAUAAAACCGCCACCUCAGACCUGCUGCCACUAUUUGCUUGUAGUGUUGUAGCUCAGCAUCCGAAGCCGCGGCCAUGCUCAGAGUGUCGUCUUACCGCAAGCUGUUUGAGGAGCAGAGCUGGAGUCCAAAUGGAAGAUCCAGUAUGCAGUGUGCAGAGCAGUACCAGGCCUCCGCCAGGGGUGCCACUGCUGACGAGUGUGACUGUGACAAGUUAGACUUCAUAGCUGCCAGGGAGCUCAACAAGGAGGGUCUGGACCAGUUUGUCAAAGACCGCACCGUCAUCGCUGCUCUCAACGACCGACUGGUCAGGCUGAUUGAACUGGCCCAUUGUCUUGAGGAGGAGAACGAGUUUCUCGAGUGUCAGAUUGAGGAGCUGGAGGACGAGCCGAGCGACCGACAAGCCUCCUCCAGCUUCACCACCACUGUGGCAGGACUGGAUUACAGCCUGGACGCAGUGGUGGACAGACUGCGUGUGGAGAGGGAUGAGAUCCUGUGCGACACAGAAAAGCUGCAGAGAGAGCUGCAUCGUCUAAAGCAGGAGUAUGAGAAGUUUUCUCAGCAGAGGAUCUUCCUCCAGCAGGAACGCCAAGAUGUUGCUGAGGAAGUGGAUGCUGUGACAGCAGAGUGUUUGGCGUUGAGGGAGCAAGCGGCUAUCUAUGAGGAGCAGCUGGCCAACAUGGAGGCCCAGCACAAGACGGCAGUGGAGAGUCUGCUGGAGCCAGCUGAAGAGACUACAGAAGCGGUGGCGGCUCUUAAAUUUGGCAGCCCUGACAUCACUCCGGCCUUGGAUGUAAAGGAGUACUACUGCCAGCUGGCCGAGAGCCUCCAGUUCAAGCGAGGUGCAUCCUCCUCCUCUGCUGUGGUUCCCAGUGGGGAUGGAAAACAAGUGGGAGUGGGAGGAGCUGUGGGGUCAAAGACAAAGGACAUCAGUGAAAUGAAGAUGCUGAUUUCAGAGCUACAAAAGGAGCUUUCUGAGCUUGAAAAGUACAGUGAGGAGUUGGAGGACGAGGUUGACAUGAAGAAGGCUGCAUAUAUGGAGGAGAUUGCUGAGUUGGAGUGUACUAUAGAAGACAUGAGGCACCAGGAGGACGACCUCGAUGCGCAGAUGAAGGAGCAGUGUGAAGCCUACAAGGAGCUGCUCAGGGAGAAGAUGGCCAGAGACAUGGAGAUUACUGCCUACAGGAGUCUGGUGGAGGGAGAGGAGGAGAGGCUGUGCAACCUGUGACUGGAGGCCGGAGAGUCAGACAGGCUUGAUGCUCUCACACACACAGAUCAGAAAAUACACAAAGAGAACGCAAAAAAAACCAGACCCAAAUCAGCACUAGGAUGAAGCUUAAGGUACCAACGCAGCAAUGUGAGCAGAUGUAAACUUAUCAUGACGGAUUAAUGCGGACUGGAGGCCUAAGCCGGGCCAUUGAUAACAGGUUGCUGGCAGAUGACCCCGAGACUACAAGAAAGAUGGAGCUGUCUGAGACUGGUGGGAGGACAGGGGCUGUGCAAUGAGUGUGUAUCCAUUCAGUGUCUGGCAGAGAUAUUUCCUUAAGUGGGUUUUAUCUAUACUUGCUCGCUGAUAUGAUUCAGAAAUGUUUUGUCACUUUUCUGCUGAACAAGUCUCACACAGAAACACAAGCUAAACUGUACGGCUCCGGGGAGUCAUUCCCUCCAUGAUACACCUCGUCCAUCACUCAAACAUAGACUGAUUACCAGCUCUUAACCUUUACCCUCUCCGCUGUUAACAAACAUAGUGACAGCUCUCUCUUCGGUAACUAAAAGCAUCUCACCUUCUCUUUGCUUUUACAGUCAUGCAUUCAUGUUGGUUUUACAUAUAACUGACGCUCAAGUGCACCGUGCCCUGUGUUUGGUUUGCAAAUGGUUCAUGAAGUUGUUUUUCUGCCGCUCUAACAGAACAGAACGUGCACCUGGAUCUUUCUCGAAAGAAAAGCCUGCAUGAUUCAUUAUUUCUUCUUUGAAAGCAAUGUCCCAAUUUUCUGUCAUUUCAGGAAUAAGCAUUUGGUAAUACAUUCUUCUGUAAUCUUUUCCUUAUUUUUCUACACAACUUUAAAGCUGUCUGUGAUAAAUCAUUUUUGGUUCCUGCUUCUGCACAAGCAUCAGGAUGUGCUUUAGGUUUAAAUAUAAUAAAACUAGUUGCUCAAGAGAUCAUCUCAGACAGUUUGAUUUCUUUUCAUGAAAAUCUGUGUUUCAUGAGAACUGGUUGUGAAUCCUUGGGUUUAAGAUUUUCCCUGCACAAUAAAACUAUGCAAGGAGUAGAGUGAUUUAUGUUCAGUGAUCCCUCUUUCAUUCAUCUUCAUGCUUAACGUGAGAUUUGAACAUUCCCAGCUAUUAAUGAUCUGAAAGGCUUGUUAGCUCUGCCAUAAAGAUGAAAAAUGCGGCUAAUAACAGAUCAGAUAAGAUUAGCCACAGUCGGUGAACUUGUGAUGAGGAGUUAGCCUCUGUAAUAAUUGAGUUCAGUGUCUGGAGAAGGGGGCUGGGACUGGGUGGCCACGGUGACUUGUUUAAUUGUCCCGACAUGAAACAUGGCUGGACCCCAGAGGAAGCUGCUAUGUCUGUUUCAAGACUUCAGAGAAGAGCUCAAAGACAUGUUUUCCCUCAGUGCUUCAUUCUGUAUCUCUUAAAUAAAGAGAGUCUACAAACCACCCAAUGUCUGU